UUUGAUGCGCCACUGGGACGUAAACGGCCUCCUCCGGCGUCUGUCUCACGUGCGCGCUACUGUCAAUCAAUUCAGCGCGUCCCGGAUCUCACUCACAGGUGAUUUCCAUUAGCCCGCAUCAUAUGCUGUCAGGUGUGGCGUGCCGGGGAUCCAACAACCCGUUUCCCUUGCUGUGAGAGAUAUUUUUGAGGUGGUCGUUUUAGCAGGCUGCGGUCGGAAUUUGCAGAUGCCAUGUUUGAGCAGUGAGCAUGGCGGAAAAUCAUCUGGAGUACGGCUACCUGGAGGGCGACCCCAUCGGGGAGCAUUUCGCCGAGGACCCGGAGCUGACGGCCAUCAAGGCCAGGGUUCAGGAGCUGGAGAUGGAAGAAGAGACGGAACGACUGAGAGAGGAGGAGGAGAGGUGUGAUGCAGGAGAGAUGCUCCUGACCAGCAGCCCUCGACCUGUACCUUUCUACAACAUGACUCCGGAAGAGAGGAUAGACGCAGACAACAGAUCAGUCUAUGUUGGAAAUGUAGACUAUGGAGCUACGGCAGAUGAGUUGGAGAUCCAUUUCAACGGCUGUGGUCCUGUCAACAGAGUUACCAUCCUGUGUGACAGGUUCUCCGGCCAUCCCAAGGGCUUUGCUUACAUCGAGUUCUCUGAUCGAGACUCUGUGAAUAGCGCUAUUGGUUUGCAUGAGACCCUGUUCAGAGGAAGAGUCCUUAAGGUCAUGCCCAAGAGGACCAACAUGCCAGGUAUCAGCACCACAGACAGGGGAGGACACAGAGGUGGCCACUCCAGAGGCAGAGGCCGUGGUUACCGUCCACCCCGAUACCAGAGCAGCUGUCGAGGCAGGUUCCGGUACCAGUCAACCAGGCCACAACAUCAAACACCUCACCCUUACUACGGAGGCCCCUCAGUGGGAAAGAGACAGUGGGGGCACAUGGACUACCAAGAACAGAUGCCUAAACGUUACCCAUGUCUUCUUCUCAUCACCCCACCGUCAGAGGAGUUGGGGGCAGGGUCGAGUGGACAGCACUACCCUCAGCAGCGUUAGCGCUAACCACGGCGUACAUACUUAAGUGGGCGAAAAGAGAACGGAUCCUUUUUUUAAAAGACGUGUUUCCAGGCAUUUCUAAGUUGAGUAUCUUGUAAGAACCAGGGUGGACAGCAGAGAAGACUUUGCAUCCCUUCAUCAGUCAUUCAAGUAGGUGACGUGAAGAAUGAAGACUCAGACGACAGUGUUUUUCAUUAUGAGCUUAUAUUGCUGUGAAUGCAUGGGACAAUCUUCAAAUUGUGUUGUUUGCGUCUCUUACCACUUUUAAAAACUGAUGCGAAUUGUUUUGCUGCCUGCAAUGUUGUGUAUAAAUCCUCCCUAUGUGUAACUUAUAAGUUCUUUGCUAUGUAAGUGAAUGAAUAAAUAAAACGAUGAUCCCGUG
Molecule: messenger RNA, 1419 nt
Organism: Scatophagus argus
Lineage: Eukaryota; Metazoa; Chordata; Actinopteri; Scatophagidae
Gene: pabpn1l
Product: PABPN1 like, cytoplasmic
Exons: 6
Coding region: 249-1037 (262 amino acids)
Molecular function (GO): RNA binding
Source: RefSeq, a predicted model, not a curated record